Messenger RNA from Loxodonta africana (African savanna elephant), 750 nucleotides. Its product is annotated as histone H2B type 1-C/E/F/G/I. Gene Ontology annotation, cellular component: nucleosome. The record is from RefSeq and is a predicted model, not a curated record. The transcript has a single exon. Gene Ontology annotation, molecular function: structural constituent of chromatin; DNA binding; protein heterodimerization activity. The coding region runs from base 28 to 408 and encodes 126 amino acids. Lineage: Eukaryota; Metazoa; Chordata; Mammalia; Proboscidea; Elephantidae.
CUACCUUUUGUUCUCUUACUUUCCACUAUGCCUGAACCAGCCAAGUCUGCUCCAGCCCCGAAGAAGGGCUCUAAGAAGGCGGUGACCAAGGCGCAGAAGAAGGACGGCAAAAAGCGCAAGCGCAGCCGCAAGGAGAGCUACUCCGUCUACGUGUACAAGGUGCUGAAGCAGGUCCACCCCGACACAGGGAUCUCCUCCAAGGCGAUGGGCAUCAUGAAUUCGUUCGUCAACGACAUCUUCGAGCGCAUCGCUGGUGAGGCGUCUCGCUUGGCGCAUUACAACAAGCGCUCGACUAUUACCUCUAGGGAGAUUCAGACGGCUGUGCGCCUCCUGCUGCCAGGAGAGCUGGCCAAGCACGCAGUAUCUGAGGGCACCAAGGCCGUCACCAAGUACACCAGCUCCAAGUAAGUUGCCUGUGUAGGCACUGUAAAACACAAAAGGCUCUUUUCAGAGCCACUCACUUUCCAAGAAAGCCAGCUGUUAUGCUUGCCUGGGGUGCAGAUGUGACAUUGCGUGUGAGGGAGGGGAAGUUGAGGGGAUUGUCAAUGGGUGGCGAGAAUUUACAGCCGGGCUCUCUAACCAGUAGGCUUCUUUUAUUCUCCUAUCCCGGGACAGACGAGUUCUCCAGCUCUUUUAAGAUAAUGUGGGUGGCCCUGAAAAGAGCCUUUCGUAGGUGGUAGACAAAGCAGCUAGGCAUAGUAAGUUAUCUCAACCGCCGAAACCAUAGAGGGUGCGCCCCUGGCGCUUGAG